ACUCGUGAAUGCCAAAUCGGCACUUCUCGAAUCAGUAAGAAAAAGUUUCCAAAAAAUUCGGAAAUGAGUCUCGAUUGGAAAUACAUCCUGUCUGUAAGUCCUGAAGAUUUGAGUGAUGAGGAGAAGGACGAUCUGUACAAUACCAUCACGUGGUUUGAUUGCGACAAAGAGGAACCUAAUUUGGAACAGAGCAAGGUGCUGUUAAAAAUAAGCCAGGAAAUCCUAAAGUACAAAGGGGAACAGGUAGAAACUCUGCUGCACGAGCUCGAUGAAGUUGCUAUUAAACAAGGCGAAGAGGAGGCUAGGAAAAUCGAGUCUGAUGCUGAAUUGCGAAGCGCUAGAUCUAGAAAAUCUAGCACUAUAGAGAUAGAAAAUCUAGAACAGAAGUACAACGAAAUGAAAUCAAAAUAUAAAAAGCAGCAGAGGUUGAAUCAGAAAAGCCUUCAAGAGAUAGAGGCGCUCACUAAGACAGUGAAAUCACUGGAAAUAGAAAAGCGUCAGUUGGAACACGAGCUGGCAGCUAAAAUGGAUGGAAGUGAAUCAUCCGAGUUAUCAGAAACUGUCAAGGAUCAGCACAGAGAGCUGGUAGAAACAGUGCAUAACAAGAACAAGCAGUUGUCCGACCUUUUGCACGAUAUCGAGGAAGUGGAAAAAGAAAAUAUAGUACUGAGAGAAAAGUUGGCUGUUGUCCGAGAUGAACUUGCCUCUGCUACUUUGGAGAUCCAAGGGCAAACAGAAAGGCUGUCCGCUUUGGAUAUUCAAGUGAAAGAUGCGAGAGAUACGAUCAAGAAAGUGAACAUCGACAACGAACUGCUUCAGGAAGAGAUACAGGAAUUGAAUGACCAAAAGGCUAAAAUGGAAGAACAUCUUAUGGAGUUUACAGAGGAAAUAAACAAACGUAUAGAAGAAUGGCAGAAAGUGCUGUUGGAAAAGGAUAACGAGAUAAGGGACUUGAGAUCCAGGACCUCUCAAGUCAGCAGGCCCUCAUCUUCCACAUCGUCACCGAAACACGACCAACCUCAUCUAGCGGCUCUGCAAAAGCUUCUAACAGAAAGAGAUUCCCAACUCAUGGAACUCCAGAGCAAGCUGGAGGAUGCAGUGAAGGAGAUGGAGGUGAGCACUCGCCUCAUCGAAGACCUGAAGGGGGAGAAAGAAGAGAAGAACAAGAUUAUUUCAGAAUUGAACGCCGUAAGGAGAGAACUGAAGAAGCAGUUGAAAGCUACGCACGAAAGAGGGCAGAAAUUGCAGGAGGAAGUGGAGUAUGCCGAGAAGAUCGCGGAGGAAAAGGACUUGGAGCUCCAGAACAUAAUCGCCAACUUGGCAGGGUCGGAUCGCCUAGACGAAGCGCAAUUAUUGAGACAGCUCCAGGAUAUGAGAGCUUUGAACAGAAUGAACGAAAAACAAAUAACGAGUUUGGUCAAAAAUGCGAACAAACUACAGGACGCCUGCGAUCAGAUGGCGAAGGAAAAUGCGUUCUUGAGGGAAAAGCUGGGACUAUCAGAGGAAGAAACCCUGAACGUGCCCAACUAUCAGAGUAAACACAAACAGUACAAGAAGGAGCUGCUGAGGCUGAAGAAGAAAGUUUUACAGUUCGAAGAGGAGAACAUAAACCUUCGUACGGAGGUGAAGAAUUUGAGUCGCAUCAAUGGUAUGCUCCGGGAAGAAAUAUCUGAAGAUGGUACAGGAAGGGCUGUGAAAAUUAAACAGGACGAAUCUAUUAUGAAAGACUCUGGCGCUACUCAUUCUCUGGAUGAACAGGAUAAAACAAUGGAUAUCGAUCUUUCCCUGAGUUUAGGAGAAAUAAAAAACGAUAACGAAAAAAGAACGAGAGAAGAAAAAAUGAUAGAUGAACAAAUAAAAGCCUUAUGCGAGGAGAAUGAGGCGCUUCGAAAAGGCAUGCACGAGAUUUUAAACACUCUCAACGCCAAGAAAGAAAAUUCCCUGAAGGAGAUAAAAUCGGAGACCUUCGAGAAACUUUUAAGGGCUCUGGACGUCAAACAUAUAUCCGGUUGGUACCACCCUGCCAUGAGGCUCCAGGCUGAGGUCCAUAAUGUGGAAGGGAUCAACAAAGAACUCAGAGAACAACUUCGUAUAUGCAGGAAUGAACUGGAAGAAUUGAGGAACGAGAGACAGGAGAAUCUCAUCCUUCUAAGCAAGAGAUCUUCUGUGUCAAGCCCACGACAUCUGGCUCAAUCUACCGCACUCAGAGAUAUGAGGACUCUGGAAAGUUUGAACGAGAACGUUGACCAACUUCUUGAGCAAUCCUCAACAGACGCCAAAGUUUGCGAGGAAAUCGCCAAUAAGAUGAGCGACUUCAACAAGGACUUCGCUGCUCUGGAGAAACAGCUAGAAGACCUCUACCAGCAGUCUCUCGAAGAGAAGAAAACGUCGGAGCAGAGCAUAUCCCGGCUGGAAACCAAGAACUCGGAGCUGGAGCGUCAGGUUAAAACGCUGGAAGAACAGCUGAAGGUCUUCAUGGAGGACGCCGAGGUCGAAGAAACGGUCAAGAAACUGGCGGAGUUGACCGGGCAGAACGUCCAGGCUAACCUCAAGAGAGACUUCUUGGAGACAGAGUGCGCGAAGUUGGAGGACAAGGUCGACGGUUUGCGGAGGAAUCUUUUGGCGGCCGAAACUGAGUUCUCGAAGAGGCUGUCCGAGUUCAGCAGAAACGAAAAGACCCUAAGGAACCGCGUCAGGUCGAUGGAGAGCAGGCUGGAGAGCACGGUGAGCCUGGAGGACCAUCAGAAGAUCAGGAAGGAACUGGAGAAUUUGACGGUGAAGUAUAGGGAAUUGACGGGAGAUUACAAGAGGCUGACCGAGAAUCAUCAGGCGGAGAUGGAGAUGAUUCAGAAUUUCUCCAGUGUGGGGAACCGCUCGGAAACUCUCUGCAGAUCCAAACAAAUGACCGAAGAAGAAAAACGGGAAUACAAGAACAAACUGAACGAGUGCCUCAGCAAACUGAAGGAGGCCGACUCUUCAUCGUCCGUCGACGAGAACAUUCAGAGCCUGUCCAAAAAACUGUCCGAGUGCGAGGUGAACGUGAUCGGGGAGAGGCAAAGGGCCAACCACAUCAACAACCUGUACGAGCUGGUUAAGGAACAGCUGAACAAGUCGGAGGAGCGUUUUAGGGAGUACGAGACCCACACCAAGGACAUCAUGCACAAGAAUCUCGAGCUGCAGGGUCAGCUGAAGGAGGCGGAAGACAAGCUGUGCUGUUACGUGGACGCGGAGCUCUACAGAGGCUCGCAGGAGGAGUACCAGAAAGCGUUGGAAAGGGUGAACGAAUUGGUGGAGAUGGUUGGAAAGUUGCAGGAAGAGAAAAACGUUUCAGAAGCAAACAGACAGACGACAAAGCUUUGGACUUCGUCCAAAGAAGAAGAACUCCUCGCUCUCAAGCACCAGAUGGUAGAUCUUUCGGCAACAUCGGACGAGAAGGCUGUUAUAGCCAGGAUAAGCUCCGACUUAACGCAAACGAGGAUCAGGGAGAACGAAUUGAGGAACAAAUGCGACAUCCUGUCCGUACAACUGGAGCAGUGUCACGAGGAGUGGCUGGAUUCGUUGAGGACGCUAGACGAGGAGAAAGAGAAGUUCGAGUUGAAGGAGAAGUAUCUUCAAAAGAAGAACAGGAUCAUCCAGGAUCUUCUCGAAAAUCAGAAACUCCAAUAUUACGGAUGUAUUCCCCUUACGUCCGAACAGAGAUUUAUCGAGAACAUAAGACUGACCCUGGAGAAUAACCAUGCAUCUUUCCUGAGCUUAUACAAGGCACAAAACGUCGAAAACGAAAGUUUAACAUUGAAGGAACAGACAGAGGUCGAGCUCAGACACUACAUGGACGCCAGAGCUGUCUUAGGGGAGGACGAGGAGGAGGUGCAGAAGCUGCUCAAUUGGUUACAGGAGAAGAAGCACAUUGAACUCGAAUUGAUCCGCUAUAGACGUCAAGCCGAAUUCAAAGACCUCCAACUGCAACAGUGCAACGAAAGGAUCGAGAUCCAAAACUCCCAGAUCGCCAAACUGGAGGAAGAUCUCUUCUUGUCCCUCAAAGGAACGGAACCCGCGAAGGUUAUACCGGCGUUUAUACAGCCCAAACCAGAACCGGAAACUGCCGACAAACUGGUGAAGCUCACCAAGAGCCAGGACGUCCAGACCGAACACACGGUAACUGACGAAGACGACGACGACAUGAAACGCUUGGAAAACCUGAAGAUGGAACUGCUCAACACCAAGAACGAGCUGACCGCCAAAGAGGACGUUAUGCAGCAGCUGAAGAUGAAACUGAACGAGUGCGAGAUGACCGUUAGUUUGUUCAGGACCCAGAUAGGCGACAAGCAGGCGCAGAUAAGUUUUUACGAGAAGCACAUCCUCGAUCUUCAACAUUCCAAGAAGGAAGACGUGAUGCAGAGGCCACCGGUUGGUCCUGGUGGUGACGGUUCCUCUGGUGCGGAAGUGACGAACGAAGAUGUUAUGUCUCUCAAGGCAUCUAUUAAGGCUUUGCAAGAAGCGAUAGUGCUUAAAGACGAGUCUAUACUCCAUUACCAGUCGUUAUUGAAGGAAGACAGGGACAACCACAGCUUAGCAGCUGCGAGGAUGCAGGAGGAGCUCAGGACGUUAAAGAAUUCUCUUGCCGAAGAGAAACAGAAGCGUUCAGAGUUCGAGGAGAAGAACGAAGAAUUGGCGCGCAGCAAGAUUGCAGUGGAGCAGUACAUCAAACAGGUACACGCCUUGGAAAAACACGCGGAGGAGUUGCACACGCAAGUGACGACGUUGGAGUCCCAGUUGGUAACGAGCAGACAGGAGGCGGUGAGGUGGCGGUCCUUGGCCAACGACAGGCUGAAGGGGAUCGAAGAGCUGAGGGAGAGUUUGGAAGAGCAGCAUCGUGAAGAACUCGACAUAUACAAGAACGACUCCGAAAAAUGGCGCGAAGAAGUGCUCAGCCUCAAAGAGCUGAUCAACAAGCACAAGAACGAGAUACUCCAAGUGCAACCCGAUCUCCAGAACGUGCUGAAAUCAAAAGACGAGAAGAUAAACGAACUGACGGUAUUGGUACGGCAGCUGAGGGAAGAACUUCAGCUGGAAUCGGAGAACGACGCCUACAACAAACUGUGGGAAUUCGAAAAGUUGCACGGGCAGUUGUCUAAGGAAAACGAGAUCCUCAAGAGGAAGUUCGAUACGCUGCUGCAGAAGGAGAGGAACGCCAGAGAGGAAGUCAGGGAUCUGCGGGGGCAACUGCUCAAAACGAAAAGGACCCCUUCUUCCGCCAGAAGCGAGAAGAGCGACAAGAACAUCAAGGAGCAGCUUCAGAAGAAGGUCGCCACUCUGGAGGAAGAAGUGGCGAGGCUGAAGGAGGAGCUGGCCUCCCAGGUCGCCAUCAACGAAACCCACAGGGUGAAGGCGGCCGAGGAUUUCGACCGUUGGAAGAGGCAGAAGCAGAGCCAGCAGACGAUCGACAAGCUGAAAUCGAAAUUGAAAGAGAGAGAUGGGGAAUACGAGAAAAUGCAGCAGACGUGCAAUAGUUACAGAUCCUUGAUCGAGAGACUAGAAAGGGAGAAGCACAGUUUGGAGAACAGAGUGAAAGCCUUGAAGGCUAACGUGAACAUUUAUGGAUUCGAGAACUCUCAGCAGAACGAGACCUUGGCAUUGGAGAACGCCAAGCUGUUGGCGGAAAUCGAAGAGUUGAAGGCCAAGCUAGAGAUGCAACAGAGGCACGCUGGCGGUUUGGGGGCCGCUAUGAUGCAAGAGAAGCUCGAAGCUCAAGAGAGAAGGCUGGCAAUCAUGGAAUUAUCCGGGAAGGGAACACCAGAAAUUCGAGCAGAGUUCGAAAGGAUGCAAAGUACGAUUUCGAAUCUCCAAAAGUCGAAUCUCUUCUUUGAGGCGCAAAAUAUCGAACUGAAGAUGGAUUUGGAAAAGUCUCAGAAAGAUUUUUCCAGGUUCAAGGAGCAAAUCCAGCACCUAGAAAAUUACAUUGAGGUUCUGAAGAAAGAGAGGAUCAAUCAGGCCACUUGUAACACUCCAGGAAGCUCCCAACCAGCCCAACCCACUCAAGAAUCUCGUAGAGUAAGUGAACUUGAACGAACAGUGCUAGUUCUCAAGAGGGUGGUGGAAAAAUUACAAACAGAAAAUAAACGACUCUCGGCCGGUAAACGACCCUUACUAGAUAGAAAUGCGUCUGGUGAAAAACUACGUAAGGAUUACAACUGUUUGAAGGAACAGUAUAACGAAUGUGUUCGAAAGAUAUCGGAUCUGCAAUCUGAACUGAACGCAGUGAAUACCAAAUUGAGAACCUAUGAAGAUCGUAAGGACAAUACGGAAGACUUCUUGGCUCUGUCGUCUGAAUUGAAUAGGGUGAGAGGUCAGCUCGAUCAGAAAUCUCAGCUGUUGGAUAAAGUGAAGACCUUGCUGCAUACCGCUGCUGCCAAAGAGAAGAAUCUCUUGAAAGAGAUCUCAGAUUUGAAAAUGCAGUUACAUCCAAGAAGUCACAGCCUUCUAUCCAAACCUUCCACUAGCCAUGGUUGAAUUCGUCGCCUAAUUGUCGUGAUUUUUAUUUUUGUAAGCUGUUUUAAUAUUUUAGGAAUUAAAGUGGAAAAAGUAA
Molecule: messenger RNA, 6586 nt
Organism: Coccinella septempunctata (seven-spotted ladybird)
Lineage: Eukaryota; Metazoa; Arthropoda; Insecta; Coleoptera; Coccinellidae
Gene: Cep290
Product: centrosomal protein of 290 kDa
Exons: 27
Coding region: 64-6510 (2148 amino acids)
Source: RefSeq, a predicted model, not a curated record